This is a messenger RNA of Tuber melanosporum (Perigord truffle), 1840 nucleotides long. RefSeq lists its product as uncharacterized. The transcript is spliced from 5 exons. Gene Ontology annotation, biological process: peroxisome organization. Bases 224 to 1753 code for a protein of 509 amino acids. The record is from RefSeq and is a predicted model, not a curated record. Lineage: Eukaryota; Fungi; Ascomycota; Pezizomycetes; Pezizales; Tuberaceae. Gene Ontology annotation, cellular component: peroxisomal membrane.
UCUCUCCAACCUAUCACCACCACUCUGUCCCCCCUAUUCUGCUCUACCAAGUUUUCUAGUGAUAACUUUUAUCGUUAACUCGCUGGAAAACUUGACCUCAUCUCCAGCAGUCAAUCAGGGUUAGCCCGAUCGAAUCCUCAAAUCACGGGCUGAGACGCUCGCUGACGACAGCUAGUUCAAACGGGGAUGCAUGGCAGCUCUCGAUACUCCUUGGACUUUCUACAUGUCUGAUGAACCGUCAAGCGGGGCCGAGCCCCUGACAGAUCUCCACCCAACGCCGUCAACUAGGGAUCCUAAUCCUCCAACUUUCGCUUCGUUCGCCCCACCGUCGAGUUCCCCCGCUGCACGAUCUACCUUUCAAGUCCACCAGAAGAGCCCUUUGCUCGCUGCUACGCCGCCUCGGGUUACCCGCGCGCUGAGUCGGGCGUUUCCAUACCUUUCUGGAUUGAAUUGGGUUGCUGGUCUGCUCACCUGGACGACGAAGGACCCUUGGGAGAGCUUCCUGGUUGUGGCGGCAUUCUGGGCCGCGGUUUUAUACGGUGACGUAGGGUUGCGCUGGGGCGGGAAUGUUGUUGUGGUGGCGCUCUUGAUCUUGGGGAUGUUUUUGAGGAGGUACCGGGAUGAACCGACGCCGACUACACUGGAUGAGAUACUCGAGACACUGUCUACAUUGACUACUCGGCUGAACAUCUUUUUCGAACCCUUCUUGUCGUUGACGAGAUUUCUGUCCACAACAGUUACUGCGACCACGGCUACGACCCGGCCUGUGCUUACCACGCUGUUCUUCAGGAUACUGAUAACUACACCGAUAUGGUUGUUUUUCACGAUUUAUCCAUUUCAAGUGAUAACCACCCGACGCGUAGUCCUCGCUACGGGGACAUUGAUACUCUCGUGGCAUUCCCGGCCGGCAAAGGUUAGCCGCACAAUAUUGUGGCGAAGCUCACUGAUCCGUGCGGUAUGUUCGUAUGUUACGGGACUUACUCUAAGGGCCCCGUCAUUACAAAUUGACCCGUCAAAAAGCACACCAUUGACUGCUUCGACCACCGGCGCUUCUCCGGGGGUUAAGUUCACGUUUGCAAUUUACGAGAACCAAAGGCGUUGGUUGGGCGUGGGCUGGACUAGUAGUUUAUUCGCGUACGAGCGCGCACCUUUCACAGACGAGCACCUGCAGCCAUGUCCGCAACCCGAGGAGUUUGCACUCCCGGAGACACCGGCUGGAAGCGGUGUUCGCUGGCGCUGGGUCGAGGGGGAGGAAUGGCGGGUGGAAGGUGCUGAUGGCCAUGGGAAGAAGAGUAAGGGACAAGAAGUGAAAGAUAAAUUGGGGGGGAGUGGGGAGGUUGGUGAAGGGUGGGUGUAUUACGAUAACAAGUGGCGGGACGGUCGCAGAGGUGUCGACGGCUGGGGAAAAUACACACGGAGAAGGAAAUGGUACAGAAACGCCGAAUUAGUCGAGGACCUAGGAUCUGACGAUUCCGACGGCGAGGGCGAAGCCGAAGUCGACGCCCAAGAGAAGGAAGAAAUAACAGAAACCGCCUUCUCACCCCUGACGAAUGAAGAAAAUCAAAAGGAGGAACAGCUGUAUAGGAGGACGGAAAACGAGGAGGACGAGGGCGAUGUAUCAAUGGAUGAGGUACCCGACGUGAUCGUUACCUCGGAGGAGGAUGGAACCGGGGAAGAGAAGCAAAAGUAUAUUAUGGAGAAAAAUGUUGUUAGUGGGAAUGGCGCAGCCAGGCCACCGCUGCCGCCGAGGUAACUUGGUUAGUAUCAUAUAAGUUUUGAGGCGGCGGUGGGAUUGACGGGGGUGUUUGGUGUUGGAUAGCUUUAUUUACUUAUUUCCAUA